UAAGAGUAUGGGGACUUGGCUUCAGGGUCUCAGGGAGUAUUUAAUGCCUUCUUGGUAAUAUUUCACAAGUAACUUAUUUUACUAAGCUUUGAAAGUUAUUUGUGAAAUGUGUGUUAUAAGAUUUACAAGUAAUCAAGUUGAUGCUUCAUUGUAUAGUCUUUAUGUUACAAAAUGGCAAUUCUUAUUUCCUUUGUGUUAUGUGAACUGAGAACCUGGAAGCCAGGGAAUGUGGAUGUUAAUGAAUAGAUAGCAAGGAUGGAAGUGACCUGAAACUCACCUGUCCAGCAGUACUCAUCAUCUUGCUUUUGUGUUUGAAUCCCUCUGUCUCCUCACUCUCCCUUCCUAGGAGGAUUGAGUUGAAGGGAACAAUGGUCAGAACUUGGAAGGAAGGUCCGGGUUGAGAAGUUUCUCUGUUAGAGAAGGCUAUAAGUACCACAAUUUUUACAGUUUUUUACAUGUUUCUCUUCUUUCAGAAAGAAUGGUGGAAUGGAGAAACGUAACCAGUCCAGUGUCUCUGAAUUCCUCCUCUUGGGUCUUUCUGAGAAACCAGAGGAGCAACCUCUCCUAUUUGGCAUCUUCCUGGGGAUGUACCUGGUCACUGUGUUAGGGAACCUUAUCAUCAUCUUGGCCAUCAACUUUGACUCACACCUCCACACCCCCAUGUACUUUUUCCUGGCCAAUCUCUCUUUUGCUGAUGCUUGCUAUUCUUCCACCACAGUCCCUAAGAUGUUGGUGAACAUCCAGACACAGAGUCAGACCAUACCAUAUGGAGGCUGUUUAGCUCAGAUGCAUUUUUUCAUGAUGUUUGGGGCACUGGAUGACUUCCUCUUGGGGGUGUUGGCCUAUGACCGCUAUGUGGCCAUCUGCAAGCCUCUUCACUACGCCACACUCAUGAAUCCUUUUAUGUGCAUGCUCCUUCUCACAGUAUGCUGGAUUCUCACCAACCUUGCUGCCCUCUUACACACCCUGCUCAUGGCAAAGCUUUCUUUCUGUGUAGGCAACACCAUUCAUCACUUCUUCUGUGACGUGGUCCCUCUGCUACAGCUCUCCUGCUCAGACACAAGCACCAACCAGGCAGCCCUGUUCACUGUGGGCUCCAUCAUACUCACUGGUCCUCUCUCCCUGAUCAUUUUGUCAUAUAUAAACAUCAUCUCCAGCAUCCUCAGGGUCCCAUCUGCCUCUGGCAGGCAAAAGGCCUUCUCCACGUGUGGAUCCCAUCUCACUGUUGUCUUCUUGUUCUAUGGUGCAGCAAUUGGUGUCUAUCUGUGGCCCCCUUCCUCACAAUCAGAGGGUAAAGACAGGGUUGCAGCUAUAUUUUACACAGUGGUGACCCCCAUGCUGAACCCCUUCAUUUACAGCUUCAGAAACAAGGAUAUGAAGACAGCACUGAGAAAGCUUUUGGCUUGAAUGCACUUUUCUCCCAGAGACUCUAACCUUAUGUCCAUAUUUGGAAAUUAUUCCACAGAAGGCCCACAUGCUCAGGAAACAAUAUCCCUCUCUCCCACCCCCAUGCUUAGCUAUUAGGGAAUAAUUCCUCCCAAAACAGCCCCUUAUCCUCAAAUUGGAAUCUGCAUCUGCUUAAUGUAACUCUGUAAUAACUUCAUGGAGGACUUGUAUUGCAUAUAAUUUUUGCACUUAUUUCUCUGCUGUCUUUAGGGAGAUCUCAACCUUUCUAGGGCAAGAUCAGUAAAAAAUUAUUUGUAGAUGUUCUGAUAAACGUGAAUGAUUUUUAAAGAUACCAUUUAGUGAGCAUUUACUUAUCGUUACCCUUUGCCAGUCACUGUGUCAGGCGUGGGAGAUACUGAGAUAAGGAAGCCUCUGUUCUUUAGGAGCUCUCUUUCUAUUGCAGCGUGUAGUUGUGCACAUACACAAGUAACCAUAAAAUAGAUGUGGCAGUGAUGGUUUUACCAUAUAAAUUAAUAUUCAUUUCAUUCCAUGUAUUUAGCUGGUUAUGUGUAUUAUCUAAUUUGGUCCCCCCUCCCUGGCAAACCUUUUGAGUUGGGAACUAUGGUUAUCACAUUUUUGAGAUGAAAACACUCUGACUAGUAAAUCCUUGCUACUCUAUCCUUCUUUUCAAUGCUGGUGUUUGUACCAAAA
Messenger RNA from Sapajus apella (tufted capuchin), 2097 nucleotides. Its product is annotated as olfactory receptor 1N2-like. Gene Ontology annotation, cellular component: membrane. The transcript has a single exon. The coding region runs from base 487 to 1407 and encodes 306 amino acids. Gene Ontology annotation, molecular function: G protein-coupled receptor activity; olfactory receptor activity. NCBI's taxonomy places the organism in Eukaryota, Metazoa, Chordata, Mammalia, Primates, Cebidae. Gene Ontology annotation, biological process: G protein-coupled receptor signaling pathway. The record is from RefSeq and is a predicted model, not a curated record.